Messenger RNA from Rhagoletis pomonella (apple maggot), 571 nucleotides. Its product is annotated as larval cuticle protein 65Ag1-like. Lineage: Eukaryota; Metazoa; Arthropoda; Insecta; Diptera; Tephritidae. Gene Ontology annotation, molecular function: structural constituent of chitin-based larval cuticle. Bases 38 to 355 code for a protein of 105 amino acids. The transcript is spliced from 2 exons. The record is from RefSeq and is a predicted model, not a curated record. Gene Ontology annotation, cellular component: chitin-based extracellular matrix.
UAGUCUCAAAGCGCAACCACAGUUUAAAUCAAACAAAAUGAAAUUCGUUAUUGUUUUUGUUGCUCUCUUCGCUGUCGCCUUCGCCGCCCCAGCCGAUUCUGAUGCGCAAGUCCUGCGUUUCGACUCCGACGUGAAAGCCGAUGGAUUCAACUACGCUUAUGAGACUAGCAACGGUAUUAAGGAAGAUGCCUCUGCCGUCCUUAACAAUGUCGGAAGCGAAAACGAGGCCAUUGCUGUCCGUGGCUCAUACAGUUUCGUUGGUGAUGAUGGCGUAACCUACACCGUCAACUACAUCGCCGAUGAGAACGGUUUCCAACCUCAGGGCGCUCAUUUGCCCGUUGCCCCAGAAGCUUAAGUUGCUUACUAAUUACCUAAUUUGUUUUUGUUUUAAAAAUCCGUACAAAUUCCCCAAAAACUUUGUUGUCCCCUCCUACCAAUCCUGAUCCUAGUCGUCCUACCUCUAACAACUUCCCUGAUUGCUAUUAACAUGGUGUUGUUAUUGUUAAACGGUGUGAGAUCAGUGUGAUCAGUUGUUAGUCCUUAGUCUAAGCUACCAAAAUGAAAAAAAUAA